GGUGGUUCUGAUCCCCCAGCGAUGGCCGCGCCCCGCGGGACCGCCGCCUCCUGGAGACGGGCGCUGCUGGCGCUGCUGGCGUCGCAGGCCGUGACCCUGGUGCUGGGCCUGGCAGACGACGACGUCCCCGAGCAGUGGCUCCUCCUGCACGUAGUCCAGGGCCAGAUCGGGGCCGGCAACUACAGCUACCUGCGGCUGAACCACGAGGGCGGGGAGCUCAGCGUGCACAGCCUGCGCGGGGACGCCGACCUGUGCGUGUCCGGCAGCACCCUGCACCCCAGCUUCGACGACCGCGAGCUGCAGUCGGCCACCUGCGGCCGCGACGUGGUCGCCGUCCCCGCGCACUUCCGGCGCCCCGUCGGCGUCGGCAUCUACGGACACCCGUCCCACGACACCAGCGACUUCGAGAUGAAGGUGGACCAGGACCGCACGGCCGAGCCGCGGCCGCCGCGCCAGGCCGCCCCCGGGGAGAACGCGGACGGCUCGGGGCCGGCGCCGGAGGAGGAGUCCGUGCUCUGGACCGUCCUCAUCAGCAUCCUCAAGCUGGUGCUGGAGAUCCUCUUCUGAAGGUGACCCGACCGAAAGGCCAGACCCGGACGCAAACGAAGCCAUACA
This is a messenger RNA of Castor canadensis (American beaver), 615 nucleotides long. NCBI's taxonomy places the organism in Eukaryota, Metazoa, Chordata, Mammalia, Rodentia, Castoridae. The record is from RefSeq and is a predicted model, not a curated record.